Molecule: messenger RNA, 303 nt
Organism: Drosophila erecta
Lineage: Eukaryota; Metazoa; Arthropoda; Insecta; Diptera; Drosophilidae
Exons: 2
Coding region: 13-234 (73 amino acids)
Molecular function (GO): serine-type endopeptidase inhibitor activity
Source: RefSeq, a predicted model, not a curated record
GAUAGAUUGAGGAUGAAAGUAUUUGUUUUGAUCUGGGCCAUAUUAGCAUUAAUGCCAGGCUUACAAGGCAACGUUUGCCAGCUUGAACCUUUUGUACAAGGAUCAUGCCUGGAAUUGACAGACCUCUAUUCCUACGAUGAAAAUAGAAACGACUGUGUUUUCUGGCAAGGAUGCCUUCUGGCUAGUAAUCAUUUUACCAAAAAAAACGAAUGCGAAGCCAUGUGCAAGCAAUAGUUCAACUAUUUUGUGAUCUGAAAAGGAUUUCAAUAUAUGAAGCCAUUUUUUUGUAAUAAAAAAUUUUAG